Molecule: messenger RNA, 1215 nt
Organism: Stylonychia lemnae
Lineage: Eukaryota; Ciliophora; Spirotrichea; Sporadotrichida; Oxytrichidae
Source: the annotation of a GenBank genome assembly
AUGUCCUUGAUAUUAGAAAGAACUCAAUCACUUGUCCAAGAAUAACCCCAAAUUGGCUUGGAGUCUUAUUAUAAAAAGAAGGUUGAAGAACUUGAACUUAAAAUUCUAGAGAAAAAGAGCAAUCUCAGAAGACUUGAGGCUCAAAGAAACGAAAUGAACAAUUUGGUUAAGAAUUUAAAGGAGGAAUUAUGGCUUUUGCUUCAACCAGCUUCUUAAAUUGGAGAAGUCAGCAAGAUGAUGGGCAAGAAGAAGUGCUUAGUCAAGAUAGGUGGAGAAGGUAAAUAUGUAGUAGAUAUUGAUAGAAAGAUUAAUGUUGAUUUAUUGACACCAAACACUAGAGUUGCGCUCAAAAGUGAUUCAUAUUUGCUUCAUAAGAUAUUGCCGUCUAAGACUGAUCCACUUGUUAACCUCAUGAAGGUAGAAAAAGUGCCAGAUUCAACUUAUGAUAUGGUCGGAGGUCUAGAUCAAUAAAUAAAGGAAGUUAAGGAAGUCAUUGAACUACCAAUUAAGCAUCCAGAAAUAUUUGAGAGUUUAGGUAUUUCUCAACCAAAGGGAGUACUGUUAUAUGGUCCACCAGGUACUGGUAAAACUCUCUUAGCCAGAGCUGUUGCCCAUCACACAGACUGUUGCUUCAUCAGAGUAAGUGGAAGUGAAUUGGUACAAAAAUAUAUUGGAGAAGGUGCAAGAAUGGUUAGAGAACUUUUCGUAAUGGCAAGAGCUCAUGCUCCAUCAAUCAUAUUCAUGGAUGAAAUCGAUUCCAUUGGAGGUUAGAGAAUUGAGGGAUCAAGAGGAGACUCCGAGGUACAAAGAACUAUGCUUGAGCUAUUAAAUCAGCUUGAUGGUUUCGAAGCAACUAACAAAAUUAAAAUUAUCAUGGCAACUAACAGAAUAGAUAUUUUAGAUGAUGCUCUUCUUAGACCAGGUAGAAUCGACAGAAAGAUUGAGUUCCCCAAUCCAAAUGAAGAUGCUAGACUUGAUAUUCUCAAGAUUCACUCAAGAAAGAUGAACUUAAUGAGAGGUAUAGAUCUACCUAAAAUCUCUAAACUUAUGCCUGGUGCCAGUGGAGCUGAAUCAAAGGCUGUUUGUACUGAAGCUGGUAUGUAUGCCUUAAGAGAACGUAGAAUUCAUGUAACUCAAGAAGAUUUUGAACUUGCAGUGGCUAAAGUCAUGAAGAAAGAUACAGACAAGGAUCUCGCUCUAAAACUAAGAAAGUGA